CAAUCGAGCGUGAUUCCAUCGACCUAUUGGGGAGCUAGGAAGAUGGCCUCCACCGAGCAACCUGAACCACCAACACAGUCGGGCCUUCCUGGAGUUGACGGGGCAGCUCGGCCCAGAGAAGCACUGGUUGCAACUGCUGUAAAAUUUCUGCACAACCCGAAAGUACGCGAGAGCCCCCUGGCCACCAGAAAAGCCUUCUUAAGGAAAAAAGGACUCACUGAUGAAGAAGUAGACUUGGCCAUCCAGCGUUCUGGCAGCACAGAGGAAGUCCUACCUUUGAGCCACGUGGGGCUCCCACAUCCACCUUAUGCGACUCAGCUAACUCCUGCACCACCCACAGGCUACAGAUGGAGAGACUAUGGCGCGCUCACCAUCAUUAUGGUUGGCAUCGCAUUUGGCUUUCAUCAGCUUUACAAGAAAUACAUCCUUCCCCUCAUUAUGGGGAGCCGAGAGGACAAGAAGCAUCUGCAGAGGAUGGAAAGCAACAUUGCAGCAAUGAGUGGCACGCUGACACAGACAGUCAUCCAGCUUCAGCAAACCCUGGUCCAUAUCCAGGAGCUCCUGGUCCAGCAGCAGCAGAAGAUCCAGGAGCUCUCUCAAGAACUGGCUGCAGCAGAGACAUCAUCCUCAACCAACCGCAUCCUGGACAACCAAACCGUUGGAGAGCUGAAGGCUGAGAUUGCCUCUUUGAAGGGCUUACUGCUCAGCAGGAGACAGUUUCCUUCCACUCCUGCUAUUCCUAAGAUCCCCUCAUGGCAGAUUCCUCUGAAAUCGCCUUCAGCGACCGGCUUACCAUCUGUUAACCACACCAACAGCAGCAGUGACAUCUCCCCCGUCAGUAAUGAGUCCGCCAACUCUUCCCCAGUCAAAGAUGGACACCAGAGCCCCCAGGAUGCACUGGGGGGACCAGACGGAGCCCACGGGAUCAACGGAGAUACCUGCACGCCACCGCCGCCAGACCAGGUCCGCAUGGAGGUGCAGGGUGAAGAGGAAAAGGAGGAGGAUGACGAAGAGGAUGAUGUUAGCCAUGUGGAGGAGGAAGAGGCUCUGAGCAUACAGUCGCAAGAUCGACGAGGCGGAGAUGGACAGAUUAAUGAACAGGUUGACAAACUCAGGCGGCCUGAGGGUGCCAGCAACGACAGCGAGGUUGAUUAGCCGAAAAGCAGAAUCUCGGCUCGUUUCUCUAAGAACCUACUCACAUCAUUUCAUUUCAAUCCACCUUCCUUUCCGUUUCUACAUCAUCUUGUUGCAUUCUGAUGCUGAGCAAAAUAAGGAGUAGUUAUGGGUAUUGAGAGGAUCCACAGCUGACAGAUAUUGAAGUGGGUUGGUGAAUUAAAGGCUUCCCACAAUUUACCUUUGAUAAUGCAAAUCAAGCUGCAUGCUAAGCUAAGUCCAAUGUAGUGACGCUUCUCCAAGGGGAGAAAUAAUAGAAGCGAUAGUAAAAUCACAACAACUUUAAAGGCGCCUGUUUAAUGCUAGCCAUGUUUGACUUUUAGCUUUUAAUUUAAAUCAUUUGAUCAGAUUAUUAGCAGCUCUGCUUCAGCAUACUUGUAACUAUACUGAUUCAGACCGAAGCUGCACAUCCGUUAGUCAGAAAGCAGAUGUUGCUUUAGUCUCAAAGUUACACUGAUCUUCCUGUGAAGCGUAGAACGAGUUUCUCUCCUUGCUGAUGGCAAUAGGAGAGGACAAGCUCUUCCAGGGCCUUAGCUCUCAACCUCUUUUAUGUGUCCUUUUGCAUUGGUGUCAGUCUGUCAAUAAUUCACAAGGCCAGCAGGGUGGCAUUUGGGUGAAAUAAAAGCCCUGAAAUUCGAGAUUAGAAUGUGAUGACGGGCUUUGUUCCAUGCCGGUGUCAGAGUGCUCAUAUGCUCAGAGGACGAAGGGGGGAAAGAUAAAUGUUUUUUUCCCCCUCUCUCUCUCUCUCUUGCUUUCCUUUUUCACCGAAGGCUGAAUCCUGCAUCUUUGCGAGUGAGAGCUUUGUGCGCGAGUCAGGGGAGGAAAAACCCAGACAGUCUGUGGAGCUAUAUCUGUGUCUCCAGCAGGGCAGCUGAUUUGGUUUGUGAAGUAUGUUAAUAAUCAAAUGAUCAACAAAUAACAGAUGUAUUAGUUCAUGCAGCUUGAAAUGUCAAGGAGGCUAAAAGUGGAAAUCUAAUACUAGAAGCCCAGUUGCAUCGUAUCAUUUUCUAUGACAAACCCUCCGGUCCAAAUUAGGUAGGGCCUCCCACAGUGAGUAAUCUUUACAGAAAACGGCAACAAUAUUUUGUAAUUAAGCUGCAGUAAGACAAAAGCGCUGCCACAGAGGGAAGUUGCAGAACUGGUAUUACUUUCUUUUUUCUCUCUCUCUCUUGAUGUGGAGGAGGAUGGGGAAGUAAAAAAAAUGCCCCGUGAUUGAAAAGGAAAGUAAUAAAUGAAUACUUGACUUAUUGAAUUACUCACUGUGUCUCAAGCUAACAAGAAGAGUUCAUGACUGAGAAGAAGGGAUGCCGGCGGUUUUCGUCUCCAUCACAUGGUUUUCCUACGCGUAAAGAAAAGGCACAAAUUAUGUUUCAUCAUGUUAUGACCAUCAUGAGCAUCAAAUAAUACCUUUAUUGUAAAAUCUUGUUUUUAUAUGUAUUUGAUUGUUGUUUUUGGGGGGAGCAUUGUAUAAAAUUCACCCACAACUGUAAUAAAUCUGGUUUACCACAAGAA
Molecule: messenger RNA, 2685 nt
Organism: Girardinichthys multiradiatus
Lineage: Eukaryota; Metazoa; Chordata; Actinopteri; Cyprinodontiformes; Goodeidae
Gene: pex14
Product: peroxisomal biogenesis factor 14
Exons: 9
Coding region: 43-1155 (370 amino acids)
Biological process (GO): protein import into peroxisome matrix, docking
Cellular component (GO): peroxisomal membrane; peroxisomal importomer complex
Molecular function (GO): signaling receptor binding
Source: RefSeq, a predicted model, not a curated record